This is a messenger RNA of Harpegnathos saltator (Jerdon's jumping ant), 648 nucleotides long. RefSeq lists its product as uncharacterized. Lineage: Eukaryota; Metazoa; Arthropoda; Insecta; Hymenoptera; Formicidae. The coding region runs from base 34 to 648 and encodes 204 amino acids. The transcript has 2 exons. The record is from RefSeq and is a predicted model, not a curated record.
CGAAUUUGUAAAUAGAAAAAUAUGUAACGUGAAAUGGACGGUAAGAGUAUUAAAUUUCUUCAUUAUUUGUCAUACGAGUACAAUAGAAUAUAUCUGUCAUACACAUUCUGCAUUUUAAUGUUUCAUAUAUUUGUGCUUACAGAAAUGGAACGAUCAAAACGGAUAGUGGGUAAACCAUCACGCUACGAAACCACAUCGUCGGACGAAGUUCCGAAACGCACAAAGAUAGGAACAGCAAAAAUACUUAAUACGAACAUUAAUGACAACAUAGAUGAUAUUCGAAGGAUUCUGGAAAGUAACGCACAAAGUAAUAAUAAUGAACAUUUUGACAAUUCUUUGACACACAUAUACGUUGAACCACACACGCCCGUAAUACCGCACAUGUACACACAACCAAACACAAGUAAUAUAACGUAUCCAUGCACGUUUCCCAAUAUUCGUACCGUAAGCGUAUCACAACCAGUAUUAUCUGCAUAUGAUAUACCACAGGCAGAAUGUAACAAUAACAAAAUUUAUAUUGAGUUGGAAAAGAGAAGAAUAUAUAACAUGCAGCCUAAUGCACAGAACGAACAACCGCCGCAGAAUCAGAUUAACUCAGAUAUUAACGUGCAGAGCAUUGAGCAGACUGACAAUAGGUAUGCUAAUUAA